GUUAUUUUAUCCAUUUGAGAGAGAGAGACGACGAAGCAUCUUCUCGUGUAUCAAUGGCGGCCGUAAGCAUCGCACUUGCUUUCUCUCUCGAUUCUCUCAAGCAAAACCAAUCCAAGAAGCUUCCUCUCUCGUCUAGAUACCCUUCACUAUGCUCUUCUAGAUCUCGCCGUCGCUCAAGUCUCAGAUUCGCUUCCCUUCCUUCUUCGCACUCUACUUCGAUUUCAACCGCCACAGAAACAGGAGAAGAAGAAGAAGAAGAAGAAUCCACCCCGACAAAAUCCACCGGAAGCUACGACUUUCUCGAGGAAACCUUCCGCACGGGGAGGUUCUUAAGCAACGCGGAGCUAGAGAAGCUCAAAGCUCUCGAAGGAUUUGCGUAUUUCCAGGAGCUGGAGUCUGGAACCAUGUGGGUUCGGGUUAUGAGACAAGGCGAGAUGGAUUCGACGGUGAGUCUCCUCGCCGAGUCGUUUGGAGAGUCGAUGAUGUUGCCUUCUGGGUAUCAGUCUGUGUUGCGGUUCUUGGUGAAGCAGUAUCUGAUUGAGAGGAGAGAAGUGUUGCCACACGCAGUUACUUUAGUUGGAUUCUUUAGGAGGAAAACGGAUUCGGGUAGUGGUGAUGGAGAGGAGGAGGUUGUUGAUGAGAUGGCGGGAACCGUUGAGGUUUGUCUUGACAAACGAGGUGCUAAUGCUUCUCCUCCUUCUCCGACUCCUCCAAAGGAAUCACCUUAUGUGUGUAACAUGACUGUGAAAGAGGAUCUUAGAAGGAGAGGGAUUGGGUGGCAUUUGUUGAAGGCGAGUGAAGAGCUCAUAUCUCAGCUUAGUCCUUCCAAAGAUGUCUACUUGCAUUGCAGGAUGGUCGAUGAAGCUCCUUUCAAUAUGUACAAGAAAGCAGGGUACGAGGUUGUUAAGACAGAUACUGUUUUGGUCCUUUUGAUGUUGCAGCGGCGUAAGCAUUUGAUGCGCAAGAAGCUUCCACCUUCCACCACCAGCCCUUCAGAUGUGGUGGAGUCUGAUAAUGAGCUGACCUCCUCGGUCAAUGUAUGAACACGGGGACUACAUGUGACUUGACCAAGAGGAUGAGUUGUUACCACCUUCCAUCUACAAUUGAUGCUCCAAUUUCUUGCUUCAACUUGCUGUUUAUAUGAUCGUAGUAGAGGUUUCCGUUUUGCAUAUAUUCAUAUACUAGGAAGCGGUGUUUUCCAUCUGCACAGUAGCCAAUCAAAGAUACCAGAUUUGGAUGGUCGAGUCUACUCAAUAUAUCCACCUCCACACGAAAUUCUCUUUCGCCGUCAGCCUUUUUGAACGGAGGUAAAUCCAUCUUCUUGAUCGCAACAACCUUCAAAUAGUGAAAGGAUCAAAGAUAAUACGUAUGUUCCUUUUUCAUCUUUGACAAACAUGUACUUCUUAGUAAACAUUCCUAACAGUAUGAAGCCUGUUGUAAAUCACAUUAAAUGAAGCGAUAUACAUUAGUUCAUACC
Brassica napus (rape) is the source of this 1477-nucleotide messenger RNA. RefSeq lists its product as uncharacterized. Gene Ontology annotation, molecular function: acyltransferase activity, transferring groups other than amino-acyl groups. NCBI's taxonomy places the organism in Eukaryota, Viridiplantae, Streptophyta, Magnoliopsida, Brassicales, Brassicaceae. The record is from RefSeq and is a predicted model, not a curated record. The coding region runs from base 54 to 1043 and encodes 329 amino acids. The transcript is spliced from 4 exons.